Fusarium oxysporum Fo47 is the source of this 627-nucleotide messenger RNA. RefSeq lists its product as uncharacterized. NCBI's taxonomy places the organism in Eukaryota, Fungi, Ascomycota, Sordariomycetes, Hypocreales, Nectriaceae. The record is from RefSeq and is a predicted model, not a curated record. Bases 1 to 627 code for a protein of 208 amino acids. The transcript has a single exon.
AUGUCUCCCACCCCAGAAGAUGUAGUUCAGGUCACUCUCUACCAGGCUCCUUCCGAUAUCCACGGCAUCUUAAUGGCCAAGGACGAGAUCAUCGCCAAGUUGAUGGCGGACCUCGCCCAGGCGAAUGCAGACAAGGAAGACCUUCAAGCUCAAAUCACGCAAGAGGAGGAGGACAACGUUAUUCUACAUAAUACCAUCGAUGACCAAGACGUUGAGAUCGUUGGCUUAACUUCCAACGACACCCGCAAUAGGAAACAAAUCACAGAUCUACUCUAUGAUCGACGUGUCUGCUACAACAACAUCGAUGACCAAGCGUAUGAGAUUGGUGAGUUGAAGGCCGAAGUCUCCAGACAGAACAGGAGGCUCGACGACCAAGAAAGAAAGAUUGAAGAACUGGAGGCUGAACGAAACAUCUAUGAGAGGGUCAGCGAUGAAGAUAAUGCCUCGAGAAGCUCUGACUCUUCUUGCACGGAUUAUGACUUGAUGGAUCUCACGAGCGAUGAAGAGGAAGAAGAAGAGGACAUCAACCAAGACAACGACAUUUCUUCCACUACAGGCAACAAUGGUUCGGACAACUCCAGCGCAGCCGGUAUCAAGUCAGAGGGCGAGGCUAUGGAUCACAACUAG